AGCUGGGGGACCAGCCGCGCACUCACUCAGCACAGGGAUUUUGCUCAAGGUUACAGAAGUCGGGCUACAUUAGCUCUUCCCUGGCCCCUAUGUGGAAUCAACCGCAUUGCCAUCCAGGUGCUUAAUAAGCAUAUGCUUGGUGUCCUGUUGACUUCUGGGGAGGAACCAGAAGCCCCAAGGGAUUUAGAGUCUUCCUUCUGUGCCCCUUACCGAUUUCCCCAAACUAGGAGCCUUGAAACGCAGAGCCCAGCGUGGUUCUUGGCACAUAGUAGGCACUCAGAUAUUGACUGGACUGAUAUAUGACCCCAAGGGGCAAAACAGGAUGACCUAAUAACUCACUCCAGGCCCUUCUCCCAGACUUCCCCUCUGAGAAAUGCCCAGGAGCUUCUCGGGAGGCACUUGCCAGCCUGGACAUCCCAAGCGCUUGGAGGGGCGGGGGUGGGCAGCCCCAGCCCCUGCUUCCUGUCAUCAGUGUAAUGCAUUCAUAUCUACAAUAUGGCAAAUUUCAUAUCCUCCCACCCUCUUUCCUGCAUUAUUGAUGGGCUGUGCACUUUUAAAAAAUCAAUUAGAUCAGGGCGUGGAGCUGGAGUUAAAAGAAGCCUUUAAAAGUCUGCUCUUGUUUUUGCUGUUUUGAAUAGGAACAGAUACAGCUUUCUCUCUGGUUUGAAUAAGUCAAGCCCAGGGCUAGGUUGGCUGUGAUUGGCCAGGACUAGGAAAAUGCGGUUAGGAUGCAAACGCAAGCAAAUAUAACCCAGUGUAUGCGCAGCCAUUACUAAGGUAAGGCAGCAGGACCUGGAACCUCCAGCAUUGGGUGGUUCCUCAACAGUGCUUACCCGCCAGAAAACUGGGAAGACCGCUGAGAGAGAAGGCAAGGUAAGUUCUAUUUGGUUUAUGGAUGCACGUCAAUAGAGCAAUUUUACUUGAACUAGAAAGAAACAAAAGAGAGAGGAGAUUAAAAUUUCCUUGGCUUUGUGUUCUCAGAUGAGGCUUUUAAAGGGUUGAACCAGGAGUUUGUGACCAGUUUUGCAAACUUCCUGCUGAGAAGUCGAGGUGCUUUUUAGAGACCACAGAACAUAGGGCACACUUUCAAAAGCUUGGAAAGAUUCACCCAUCUCAAAGAGAUGGUAUGGGGCAAGGCAGAAAUUUAAACCAGCUUCCUCUGGGGUCCGUUCCUAGGAGUAUUGGUAAGAAUUAAGGGCCACCAGCUUUUAAACUGGGAUUUCAAAACUGCACCCCGCCCAGCGGUUUGUGCAGUGGUCUCAAAGGGUGCUGAAUUGAUAAAUCAGGACUUGAGGAGGAGGGAGGGAGAGACUGAGCUUUGGGGGACUUUGCUCAGUCCCCCAGUCACAUUUUCUGGGUGUUCCAGUAUGGCAAAGUCCCUGCUUUGAGCAUGUCCUCUCCUGCAUUUCAGGGACCCUGGCCCAGUGAGCAUUUUGAUUGCUAAGUCCCUGCUGGAAAAUGGGACUGUUUUUGGCCUCUGGACUCACAGUUCUAAUUAGUGCCAGCUGGUUUGACUUUUACCAGGUUUACUCUUAACCUCUCUCCAAGGAAUGAAUUCCUUGUCCCCUUCCCCUAAUUGGGUCACAGCAUUUGCCUUUAAUGACUGAAAUCUAGGGUCUGAAGAAAACCUGAACAAAUAUUUCCUGGCAAUUCUAAGCAGCACAGGGUGGGGCAGUGCCAAUUAUCAAAUUAAAUCCUUAAACACUGGCAGCUCCGCAUCACUGCUCUGCUUUAGUCCUGCUGUAGCAGUAGACAAAGAGAGUUUUUUGUUUGUCUUUUGUUUUGUUUUUUUGCCAAUGUCCAUACUAGAUAAUGGCACAUACUCUCCAAACCUGGGUUCAUCCGCCAAGGCUUAAGAAAAGAAUGGCCAGACAUGCUCCUCUUAACAAGCACAAUAUGCCUCCAAAUAGCAAAACCCCAGAUAGUCCUUUCUGGGUGGGGUUGUUUUUUCUUUUGUUUCUUUUUCUUUAUCCUAUGUAACUUCAUCAGGCCCUUCCUUUUUCCUUUGCCUCUUGAGAGCGUUCAUCAGUGAUGUGUAUCAAUCAGAUUGCAAGCCCCUUGAGAGCAAGAACCAGGCAGGAAUUUUCAUUAUUUAAAGCCUGCGUGGCCAUGGACGUGUAGGUGCUUGAUAACCCUAGACACACUUCGAACAGAGAUGUCCCAGGAAGACAAGUGCCAUGUCUCUGAGCAGCGCCUUUCAGGCUGUGGGCAACGACCCUGGGAUCAUCACCUGGAGAAUAGAGAAAAUGGAGCUGGCGCUGGUGCCCCUGAAUGCCCACGGCACCUUCUAUGAGGGGGACUGCUACCUCAUCCUCUCGACCCGGAGAGUGGGCAGCAUCCUCUCCCAGGACAUCCACUUCUGGAUUGGGAAGGACUCCUCGCAGGAUGAGAAGAGCUGCGCAGCCAUCUACACUACGCAGCUGGACGACUACCUGGGGGGCAGCCCCGUGCAGCACCGGGAGGUCCAGUGCCACGAGUCCGACACCUUCCGCGGCUACUUCAAGCAGGGCAUCAUCUACAAGAAGGGGGGUGUGGCCUCUGGGAUGAAGCACGUGGAGACCAAUACCUACGACGUGAAGCGGCUGCUGCACGUGAAGGGGAAGAGAAACAUCAGGGCCACCGAGGUGGAAAUGAGCUGGGACAGUUUUAACCGAGGUGAUGUCUUCCUGCUGGACCUUGGGAAGGUCAUCAUCCAGUGGAAUGGCCCAGAGAGCAGCAGCAGGGAGCGUCUGAAGGCUAUGCUUCUGGCAAAGGAUAUUCGGGACAGGGAGCGAGGGGGCCGUGCUGAAAUAGGAGUAAUAGAGGGAGACAAGGAGGCGGCCAGUCCAGAGCUGAUGAAGGUCCUUCAGGACACCCUCGGCCGGCACUCCAUUAUCAAGCCUGCGGUCCCCGAUGAGAUCAUAGAUCAGCAGCAGAAAGCAAAUAUCACGCUGUAUCAUGUCUCAGACUCAGCUGGGCAGCUGGCGGUCACAGAGGUAGCAACGAGGCCUCUGGUCCAGGGCUUACUGAACCAUGAUGACUGCUACAUCCUGGACCAAAGUGGAACCAAGAUCUAUGUGUGGAAAGGAAGAGGAGCCACAAAGGUUGAGAAACAGAUGGCCAUGUCUAAAGCUCUGAACUUCAUCAAGAUGAAGGGCUACCCCAGCAGUACCAACGUGGAGACCGUCAGUGAUGGUACCGAGUCAGCCAUGUUCAAGCAGCUGUUCCAGAAGUGGUCAGUGAAGGAACAGACCGUGGGUCUGGGGAAAACGUUCAGCAUUGGUAAAAUCGGUAAGAUUGCCCCCAGAUCGUGUUCUCACUGCCGGGACUCUUUAGAAAGGCAGGCACAGGUGCUUUUUGCUCACUUGGCUUCUCCCAACCCCUUCCGUGCAGCUAACGUUUUCCAGGAUAAAUUUGAUGUGACUCUGCUGCACACCAAACCAGAGGUGGCAGCCCAGGAAAGAAUGGUCGACGACGGCAACGGCAACGUUGAGGUCUGGAGAAUUGAAAACCUGGAGCUGGUCCCCGUGGAGCAUCAGUGGUAUGGCUUCUUUUAUGGGGGAGACUGCUAUCUGGUUCUCUAUACGUACGAGAUGCACGGGAAGCCGCACUACAUCUUGUACAUCUGGCAGGGCCGCCACGCCUCACAGGAUGAGCUGGCAGCCUCGGCAUACCAGGCGGUGGAGGUGGACCGGCAGUUUGAUGGGGCCCCUGUGCAGGUUCGGGUUACCAUGGGGAAGGAGCCACGCCACUUCAUGGCCAUCUUCAAAGGAAAGCUGGUUAUCUUCGAGGGUGGGACUUCCAGGAAGGGAAAUGCCGAGCCCGAUCCUCCGGUAAGGCUCUUCCAGAUUCAAGGAAACGACAAAUCUAACACCAAAGCGGUGGAGGUUCCAGCCUUCACCUCCUCCCUAAACUCCAAUGAUGUCUUUCUGCUGCGGACCCAGACAGAGCACUACCUGUGGUAUGGCAAGGGGUCUAGUGGGGAUGAGCGGGCAAUGGCUAAGGAGCUGGCCGGACUUCUCUGUGAUGGCACCGAGAACACAGUGGCUGAGGGCCAGGAGCCAGCUGAGUUCUGGGACCUGCUGGGAGGAAAAACUCCCUAUGCCAAUGACAAAAGACUACAGCAGGAAAUCCUAGAUGCCCAGUCCCGUCUCUUUGAAUGUUCCAAUAAGACUGGCCGGUUCAUUGUCACUGAGAUCACAGACUUCACCCAGGAUGACCUGAACCCAGAUGAUGUGAUGCUCCUGGAUACCUGGGACCAGUCUCUACCACAACAGGUGUUCUUGUGGAUUGGGGCUGAGGCCAACGCCACAGAGAAGGAGAGCGCUCUUGCUACCGCCCAGGAGUACCUGCGCACUCACCCCAGUGGCCGAGACACCGGCACACCAAUCCUGAUCAUUAAACAGGGGUUCGAGCCUCCCAUAUUCACAGGCUGGUUCUUGGCCUGGGACCCUCACAUUUGGAGCGCAGGGAAAUCAUAUGAACAGUUAAAAGAAGAGCUGGGAGACGCUGCUGCUAUCACGAGAAUCACUGCUGAUAUGAGGGACACAACCCUCUCCCUGAAUUCGGAGCCAAAAUAUUACCCUGUAGAAGUUCUGUUGAAAAAUCAGAGUCAGGAGUUGCCUGAGGAUGUGAACCCUGCCAAAAAGGAGAAUUACCUCUCUGAACAGGACUUUGUUUCUGUGUUUGGCAUCACAAGAGGGCAAUUUGCUGCUCUGCCUGGCUGGAAACAGCUCCAGAUGAAGAAAGAAAAGGGGCUUUUCUGAGGCAAGGCAUCUGCCUACUGCAAGACCCCAGAAGAAAGCAGAUAGUGCCAGUACCAGGAAGGAAUUUCUCUACUAAUUUCUGUCUAACAUCCAGCUACUUAAUGUUGAUACAGUAGGCUCUGCAAAUCACAGCAUGUUCUCCAUUUUUCUCAUCCCUGCGUUCCUUAGUUGUUAUAUACCUAAAAUGUUAGCUGCCCACUUUUUAAUUUUUGUGGCCUCAGCAGAAAGCACUAAAACUGCAGGAAUCUGGAGAAGUCAAAAGUAAGAGAACAAAAAAACUAAGUUUAGAGUGGUUAAUAUUGGGGCAAGGGCCUAAGUUUGUUUUAAAUCUUAAGAUCGGUAUUUCCUAUUUAACCCACAAAACAUUGAAGUUAUUCACAUAUACACCCUGAAGUCAAAAUCUAAAUGCUCAGAACUGUAUGUGCCAGAGAUUUUUAAAUUUUCAAAUAAAGA
Balaenoptera ricei (Rice's whale) is the source of this 5198-nucleotide messenger RNA. It is a transcript of the gene AVIL, whose product is annotated as advillin. Gene Ontology annotation, molecular function: phosphatidylinositol-4,5-bisphosphate binding; actin filament binding. Gene Ontology annotation, cellular component: cytoplasm; actin cytoskeleton. Lineage: Eukaryota; Metazoa; Chordata; Mammalia; Artiodactyla; Balaenopteridae. Gene Ontology annotation, biological process: actin filament severing; barbed-end actin filament capping; actin polymerization or depolymerization. The transcript has 19 exons. The record is from RefSeq and is a predicted model, not a curated record. The coding region runs from base 2178 to 4745 and encodes 855 amino acids.